AUGGAGAGAUUAAAAACUUCUCCACACUUGAAUGCAGCUAUAGCUAUUGCUUUUUUGCUUCUAUUUAUUCCAGUGCACGGCCAAACCAAUACGUCAUGCACGGGUUUGAUGCUUCGUAGCUUCGCCCCUUGUACGAACUUCAUUACUGGUGGAUCUGGAGGUUCACCAACUGCAGAUUGUUGUCAGUCACUCAAGUCCCUCAUGAGUAGUGGCAGAGAUUGUCUCUGCCUUAUGUUCACUGGGGGAGUUCCUCUUCAUGUACCAAUUAAUCAAACUCUCGCAGCUUCUCUUCCGCGUGCUUGUAAUUCAGAUGGUGUGCCCAUUGAAUGCAAAGGCUUGCCUGGUGCACCUAUUCCAGCUCCAGCUUCCUGGCUGCCAGAACCUAAUACACCGACUCUUACUCCACCAGGAGCGGGAGGUGAUGGAACAAUAACUCCUCCCGGAGAUACACCAGGAGCGGGAGGUGAUGGAACACUAACGCCUCCAGGAUCGACACCUGAGGGUGGUGGAUAUCCAGCUAUGACACCGCCAGGAGUCCGACCUGAUUUGUCAACAGCCCAGCCUUCUCAAAGAGUUCCACACCUUCUUCUGCUAGCAUUAGUUGGAGCUAUUGCUUUCGGAUGUUCCUGA
Molecule: messenger RNA, 630 nt
Organism: Coffea eugenioides
Lineage: Eukaryota; Viridiplantae; Streptophyta; Magnoliopsida; Gentianales; Rubiaceae
Product: non-specific lipid-transfer protein-like protein At5g64080
Exons: 3
Coding region: 1-630 (209 amino acids)
Source: RefSeq, a predicted model, not a curated record